This is a messenger RNA of Hyaena hyaena (striped hyena), 4695 nucleotides long. It is a transcript of the gene FBF1, whose product is annotated as Fas binding factor 1. The record is from RefSeq and is a predicted model, not a curated record. Lineage: Eukaryota; Metazoa; Chordata; Mammalia; Carnivora; Hyaenidae. Gene Ontology annotation, cellular component: ciliary transition fiber; ciliary basal body; centriole. The transcript has 30 exons. Gene Ontology annotation, biological process: cilium assembly; establishment of epithelial cell polarity. The coding region runs from base 139 to 3603 and encodes 1154 amino acids.
AACUAGAGAUGACCCCCUCCGACUCCUUUCUUCUGAGGCAUGGGAAGCCUGUCCUGGGAGGAUGAGCCUGAUGUGGGCAGAAUUCAAAUGAGCUGGACAGCACUGUGACCAGUCACAAGCAGCUCCCAGAGCCUCGAGAUGGCACCAAAAACCAAGAAGGGAUUGAAAGGCUCCAUUGAUGAUGUCCUCGGUGACCUCUUGGGGGAUGAGAUGACGCUGCCUGAGGAACCUGUGAAACUAGCUUCCCGUGCCCGAGAUGCAGCCAUAACCCGGGUGCUCCCUUCUUCAAGGGCUAGAACAAAGUCCCUCCUGGAAGACUGUGCCUUCAGCACCACAGCAGGCCUGACAGGACCUGACGCUGAGAUGUCAGACAUCUCAGACGCAGACCCGCAGGCUCUCCUCGAGAACUUGAAGGAUCUGGACGACAUAGACGCCGACUUCUUGGGUCUGAAGAAGCCCAAUCUCGCCUCUGGCAAAAGAGCCACAAAGGGCUCUGAGAAAGAAGAGUUACCUAGUCAUCCUAAGUCGGCCGGCAUAUUCACAGCCAGUGAGAAAGAGGACACCAUUCCCGCCAAGAAGCCCCCUCCCUCUCCCAGCAGCUUUGGGCAUCAGUACAGGAAGUUUUCCUUCGAAGACUCGGAAGACCCAUUGGCGGGACUUCUCUCCGAUGAUGAGGAAGGAACCACCAAGAAGCCACCCAGGACAGAGAGUAAAAUGGCUUCCGAAAAGGGCCCAGCCCCAGUCAGAGAUCAAGGUCCCUCUAUUCCUCUAACUCCUGGGGACACCCCGGUCCGAAAGAAAGAAGAAGUGCUGUUUGAUGAGGAGGACGACAUCAUGGCCACCCUGGGCUUUGCAGACAGCCCCACGGCAGGAAGGAGGCAGGCGGGAGACCAGGAAGGGCCCCGUCCUGCUCGCUCCAGACUGGAUGAGCUGCUGGGUCGGGGCACUGCCCCCAAACUCCUGGCCCGCCCGGGCACUGGGGAGCACAGGGAGCGCCAGCUGGACAAGAAGUUCCAGAGACCACAGGACAAAGAAGAUCCCUGGGGCGAUGAGGACUUCACCUUUGGGGCCUAUCAGCCCACUGUGGGCUCCAGCGAGGGCCGGCAGUCGCGCCAGCAGUCAGUCAGUAGGUUCUCAGCAGAAGGUGGUGCGGACCCCAAGGGAGAACCAGCCUCCAAAAGGAGCGCCCCAGUGGCCCCCAGCCCCACCCACCCCAGGAAGGGAGGAGCCGACUGGCUGGGCCUGAAGGACGAGGAUCUGCUCCCUCCCUCUCCCUCCAGAGAGGCGCAGAGGGGAGGCUCGGAGGCGCUCCCCACUCCUUCCACGCCCCCUCCCGGGAGCCAGCACUCUGCUCCAGCUGGACUGCCUGCCUCCUCUCCAGGGGCCAAGCCAGCACCCAAGGGUGCAGGUUUCCCUGCCAGAGCCAGCCAGCCUUCAAAGUUGGGGGCAUCAGAGGAGAAAGAGGAAGAGGAUUGGCUGAGCCAGGCCUUGUCUCGGAAGCAGUCCCGACGUGUGGCCAGAGAGGAGCGCGCUGAGGCCUCAGAAGGCCUGCACGUGGUGGGGGCGGCGGGCAGCCCCCCUGCCGGCAGCCAGCCUGUUGCCAGCACUCAAGGGGUCGGGCAAGCAGCUGUUGGAGGGCCCUCAGGAACAGCGGCACACAAGCCACCGGCAGGACCCGCCACCUCGGGGUCCUCCGUGACUUGGAACCAGGCCGCCUUGGCCCUCCAUGGCGGUGACCCACAGAGGGGAGCAGCCCGUGGAGACCUCUCCACCAUUGAGCCUGCAGCUUGCUUCCUGAGCUUCCAGGAACCCACGGGGCCUUCUGUGCCUGUCCAGUCCCUGCUGCCAGAGUCUCUGGCGCGCAGCCUGGCUCUGGGCACAGAAUACCAGAGGCAGCUCCUGGCCGCACAGGUGCAGCUGCAGGGUGGCACUGCUGAGCUCCAGGCUGCCCUCCUGCAAAGUCAGGCCCGGAUGGCGGAGCUGGAGGCCCAGGUGCGGAAGCUGGAGCUGGAGCGGACCCAGCAGCAGCUGCUCCUGGAGAGCUUGCAGCAGCGGCACCAGGCCGACCUGGAGCUCCUCGAGAGCGCGCACAGAAGCCGUGUAAAGAUGCUGGAAGCCUCGUACCAGCAGCGGGAAGAGCGGCUGCGGAGGGAGCACGAGGAGCUGUCAGCCCGGUGCCUGUCGCAGUGCCAGGAGGCCGAGCAGGCCCGGGCCGAACUCACGGCCCAGCACCAGCGGCGCUUGGCGGCUGCCGCGCAAGAGAAGGACCAGGAGAUGGAGCGACUCCGGGAGCUGCAGCGGGUCUCCAUCCUGGAGAUGCGCAAGGACCACGAGGAGCAGCUGCAGCGGCUGAAGCAGCUGAAGGACCGGGAGAUUGACGCCGUCACCAGCGCCACCUCCCACACGCGGUCCCUGAAUGGCGUCAUCGAGCAGAUGGAGAAGUUCUCCAGCAGCCUGCACGAGCUGUCCUCCCGCGUGGAGGCCUCGCACCUCAGCAGCGCCCAGGAGCGGGAGCUGGGGCUCCGGCAGCGCGACGAGCAGCUCCGAGUGCUGCAGGAGAGGCUGGGCCGCCAGCAGCAGGACAUGGAGGAGGAGCGGAGCCGGCUCCAGGAGGUCAUCGGGAAGAUGGAGGCGCGUCUGAACGAGCAGAGCCGGCUGCUGGAGCAGGAGCGAUGGCGGGUGACCGCCGAGCAGUCCAAGGCUGAGUCUGCGCAGCGCGCUCUGGAGGAGCAGAGGAAGGUCAUGGUCCAGCAGAUCGCCAUGGAGCGGGAGGAGCUGGAGAAGGCCAAGAGCGCCUUGCUGGAGGAGCAGAAGUCCGUCAUGCUCAAGUGUGGGGAGGAGCGGCGGCGCCUAGCGGCCGAGUGGGCCGACUUCUCGGCACAGCAGAAGCUGAGUAAGGAGCGGGCUGAGCGUGAGGCAGAGAGGGCGCUGCAGGUGGACACCCAGCGGGAGGGCACCCUCGUCAGCCUGGUCAAGGAACAAGCCGAGCUAAAGAUCAGAGCCAGUGAGCUCCGAGCCAAGGAGGAGCAGCUGGCGGCCGAGCGGGAGGCCCUGGAGCGGGAGCGGCAGGAGCUGCGGCGGGAGAAGGAGAGGGUCAGCGCCGCUGCCCUGCGCACCCGGCUCCGCGCGGAGGAGGUGGAGAGCAUGAGCCAGGUAGCCUCGGAGAAGUUCGAGGAGGGGCAGCGGGCGCUGCGCGAGGCCCGGCAGGUGCAGCAGGAGCAGCAGGCCCGGCUGCAGCUGGUGCAGCGGCAGCAGGAGCAGCUGCGGCAGCAGGAGCAGCACAUGCACCAGGAGCAUCUGAGUCUGGCCCAGCAGAGGCUGCGGCUGGACCGCAUCCGUCAGGACCUGCCCUCUGGCCCCGUGGCGCUGCUCCCCGGGACCCAGGGCCCCGCAGCGUCCUGCCUGAGCGCCACUGUGGCUCCUGUCCCCACCACCCACGGGUGCAGCCGGCCACUCACCGGCCUGGGCCCCUCGCACCUUCACGCCAGGCUGGUGCUGAUGAAACACACAGCUGAGCAGGACCGUGACUUCUUGGAGAAUGAGCAGUUCUUCCUGGAGACCCUGAAGAAAGCCGCCUACAAUAUGACAUCCCACUCAUCCUGAAGGCCCCUGGAAGUCUCUCCCACCACCCACCGGCUGCCAGCCCCGAGGAGGGGGUGCCCGGGCCUGAUUACAGCUCUUCCCGGGGACAGGGUGUAAGUGCAUUCUCUCUGGGCAUGCCAGCCGAUGCCUGGAGCGUCUAGGGCUCGAGGGGCAACGGCCUCUGGGAGGUGUGGGGCCGACAGCGGCCCUGCGACACAGCCAGCCACGGGGUCUCCACCCCUGACUUCUGGCUCAGAUCCGAGGACCUCUCCCCUCCUCACCGGGCAGGAUGCCUUCACCUGGGCCUCUUCUGAGCCAGAGGGUCUUCGCGAGAGAUGCCACGAGCAGCCUCCUGCCCUCUCAGAGGCCCGUGGAGACGGCACGGGCUCUCCUCCCGAACUGGGAUGUAGGGUCAGAGCCCAUGUUUUGAAGGGCCUUCUAUCCUCCUGGCAAGGAGGCGGGCGGUGCUGUGGGGGGCAGACAGGGGGCAGGGAGGGCACUUUGCCCAGCCAGGCCUUACCUUGCAGUACAACAGGCUCUCAGCCUCAGCCUCGUUCCCAGCGGCCCGAGGAGCUGGCUGGCCCUGUGAGGACACCAGCCUGUCAGCUUCUAAUAGGGCUUUCCAGAGGCAGAACCCGGGUGACGGUGGGGUGGGGCGUGGGGAGGGAACAGUAGAGAGGCUUCUCUGUCCUGUUCACCUGCUAUGGAGCCCUAGCAGAUGGGAAAGAAGACAAGGGAGCGAGGGCCUCUACCCUGGGAGGGGAGAGAGAACUGGGGAACUGUGUGGGGCUGGACCGGACCCAAGCUGCCGCCCCGGGGAGGGUGCCUUUGCACAUCUCCCUGCAGGGGCGUCAGGAGAGGGGCAGAGGCUUGAUAGCUGUCCCAGCAAACCCGAGGAUGGAUGGACUCACUGACAUGACCGCAGUUAUCCUGAAGUGGCUUCCUGAAGUGACUGGUUACCUUCCAUUAGAGGACAAAGGGCUGAGGGGGUAACGAGCAGGUACAGUUUCUCUCUCUGCUCCUUCAGGACAGCUUUGAGAAGAAUCUUCUCAUGUCCCAGCAAUUUACAGCCUUCAUCUUGGACCCAUUAAAUUGCUAUAUUCUUUUUAAAAA